AUGGAUGUGCCUGAUGACAGACAUGGAAUCCGGCCAAUCUGCUUGGAUGGCCGUGUGUCCUUCAUCGGCCACCAGCUGGGCGGCGUGUCCUUCUCACCCAACAGCCGGGACCAGCAGGUCAAGUUCGCCCGUGCUGUCCAGAUUACCUACUACCUCCGCAACCACGGACCUGUGUUUCAGGACGCCAUCGCUGAGCGCUGGGAGAACGAGUUCUGCGCCCUGGUCAGCCGGCUGUCCACAGCCGAGGCGCCCCACUCAACCGACCAGCUCCACAUCCAGUCGCUCACCUCCUUCAGCCUGUGGCGGGACUUUCACCAGACAGGUGUGUUGGCCAAGGGGGAAGUGCUGGUCAGCCUAGUGUUGGUGCUCCUGGCUGCCACCAUCUCCAGCUCCAUGCGGGACUGCCUGAGGGGGAAGCCGUUCCUGGGCCUCCUGGGUGUGCUGACCAUCUGCAUCGCUAACGUCACGGCUGCAGGAAUCUUCUUCAUAUCAGAUGGGAAGUUCAACUCCACGCUGCUAGGGAUCCCAUUCUUUGCUAUGGGCCAUGGAACUAAGGGGGUGUUUGAGCUGCUGGCGGGCUGGAGGAGAACCAGGGAAAACCUCCCCUUCAAGGAACGAGUGGCGGACGCAUUUGCUGACGUGAUGGUGUGCUACACCAUGACCAGCUCACUUUACAUCAUCACCUUCGGCAUGGGGGCGAGUCCAUUCACCAACAUCGAGUCUGUGAAGAUUUUCUGCCAGAGCAUGUGCGUCGCCAUCCUGGUCAACUACUUCUAUGUUUUCUCUUUCUACGGCUCUUGCCUGGUGUUCGCCGGUCAGCUGGAGCAGAACCGCUACCACAGUGUUUUUUGUUGUAAAAUCCCCUCAGUGGAGUACCUGGACCGCCAGCCCACAUGGUUUAAGACCAUGAUGAGUGAUGGUCAUGAACUGUCAACGCACCACGACAGCACUCCCUACCAAAACCACUUCAUCCAGCACUUUCUGCGCGAACACUACACGGAGUGGAUUACCAACACCUACGUCAAACCAUUUGUGGUCAUCCUGUACCUCAUAUACGCCUCUUUCUCAUUCAUGGGAUGUUUACAAAUCAGUGAUGGCUCAAAUAUAGUUAACCUGCUGGCUAGUAACUCUCCGAGUGUGACGUACGCUAUGACCCAGCAGAAAUACUUCAGCAACUACAGUCCUGUCAUUGGGUUCUACAUUUAUGAGCCCAUAGAGUACUGGAACUCCACAGUUCAGGAGCACCUGAAGACUCUGAGUCACGGCUUCAACAAAAUCUCCUGGAUGGACAAUUUCUUCCACUACCUGAGGGUGGUGAAUGUGAGUGCAUCAACGAAAAGCGAUUUCAUCUCGAUACUCAAAGGCUCCUUUCUGCGCAGCCCAGAGUACCAGCACUUCACCGAGGAUAUCAUAUUCUCCAAGAACCGUGAGACUGACGAGUAUGAUAUUAUCGCCUCAAGGUUGUACUUGGUGGCUAGGACGACAGAAAAGAAGCGUGAAGAGGUGGUGGAGCUUCUGGAAAAGCUUCGUCCAUUGAUGCUCAUCAACAGCAUCAAGUUCAUUGCCUUCAAUCCUACGUUUGUAUUCAUGGAUCGCUACAGCUCCUCUGUCAUCUCACCCAUCCUGACCUCAGGCUUCAGCGUACUCACAAUCCUCAUCCUCACUUUUUUUCUGGUUAUCAACCCUUUGGGGAACUUCUGGCUCAUUCUCACGGUCACCUCUGUAGAGCUGGGUGUCUUGGGUUUGAUGACCCUGUGGAAUGUUGGCAUGGACAGCAUCUCGAUCCUGUGCCUUAUUUAUACCCUCAACUUUGCCAUGGAUCACUGUGCACCACACCUGUACACUUUUGUGCUGGCCACCGAGCACACUAGGACGCAGUGCAUCAAGUUGGCACUGGAGGAGCACGGGGCGGCCAUCCUGCAGAACACAUCUUGCUUUGUGAUAGGGAUCAUGCCCCUGGUAUUUGUGCCUUCCAAUCUGACCUACACACUGUUCAAGUGCUCCCUCCUCACUGCGGGCUGCACUGUGCUGCACUGCUUCGUCAUCCUGCCCGUCUUCCUGACCUUCUUCCCGCCAUCCAAAAAGAGACACAAGAAAAAAAAGCGGGCCAAGCGUAAGGAGCGGGAGAGGGAGAGGGAACGGGAACGGGAAAGAGAGAGGGAGAGGGAGGAGAUAGAGUGCAUUGAAGUCAGGGAGAAUCCUGAUCAUGUGACAAACGUCUAA
Messenger RNA from Cheilinus undulatus (humphead wrasse), 2223 nucleotides. It is a transcript of the gene ptchd4, whose product is annotated as patched domain containing 4. The transcript has 3 exons. Bases 1 to 2223 code for a protein of 740 amino acids. The record is from RefSeq and is a predicted model, not a curated record. Gene Ontology annotation, cellular component: membrane. NCBI's taxonomy places the organism in Eukaryota, Metazoa, Chordata, Actinopteri, Labriformes, Labridae.